This is a messenger RNA of Sitodiplosis mosellana (orange wheat blossom midge), 5312 nucleotides long. It is a transcript of the gene Dll, whose product is annotated as homeotic protein distal-less. Lineage: Eukaryota; Metazoa; Arthropoda; Insecta; Diptera; Cecidomyiidae. Gene Ontology annotation, biological process: regulation of transcription by RNA polymerase II. Gene Ontology annotation, molecular function: DNA-binding transcription factor activity, RNA polymerase II-specific; RNA polymerase II cis-regulatory region sequence-specific DNA binding. The record is from RefSeq and is a predicted model, not a curated record. The transcript has 7 exons. Bases 3168 to 4070 code for a protein of 300 amino acids.
AGUCUUUCACGCACUUUGUUCGUGGUUGGUCGCGCGCAACAAAACUAUAUAUCGUUUUUGGUUGUUUAUAUAUUUAUUUGGUUACUUAUCGUUACUACUGAGUUGUUUUCUGGUUCUCAUUUUUUGGCGUUUAUAAUUUUUUUCGUCGUGUCAAUAAAAUUGAGUAUACUCAGUGGGAUCAGUAGUCCAGUGUGCAUAAGCCAAAAUUGUAUGGUCGCAAGCACGAAAAAAAAGAACAAAAAAAAUUGUCUGCCGAAAUGAAUUGCAUCGACAAAAUGCACACUGUAUAAUUAUAGCCAGUAUACAAGUGUGUAGCUAGAGAGGAUAUAUACAUCGUUGAAAGGAGCCAAAGAAAUUUCUGAAGUUCAAUAAAGAGUGACGAGAACAAAGUUAAGAAAUUGUGAAUUACAAAGUGUGUUACGGUGUUAGUUGUCGUCGCGAUCAUCAUUAUUAUCAUCAUUGUCAACGCAGCUGCAUUAUUGAUCCUCAGUACUGAAAAAACAGAGAAUAAUAAUAACAAAAUACCGCCAAUUGUGUACGCCGCCACAACACAGCAACGUCGACAAGUUGCGACGAAAAUUGAACACACCAAAACCAUAAUUAGCUAAUAAUACAUAUUUUGUACGACAUUCAAUACAAAAACCGGACAAAGCACAUUCGUGUGUCACAUCUUAUUCAUUUCGUUGUUGCCGCGAACAAUUCAUGAAAAUAUUGUCAUACAACACAACAACCCGAACAAAAACUUGAUGUGUGUAAAAAUGAAUGGCAAAAACAUUUUUGAAUAACAUUGAAAAAUAUCAUUCAAGUGACAUACGAUUCCGAUCAAUCUCUGCUGUGCAGAGAAAAACACGAUUUGAUAGUGCCGAAAACUAAGAAAAAGCGAGAACAAAAUUGCAAACGAACGAUUUGGAUUUAGAAAAAGUAUCAAAUAUUUUUUAUGAUACGAAAACGGAUUUUUCUUCACGGAUAGUCAGUUAUCUCAUUCUGGCUGCUACCGUGGGCAUUUUGGUUUGGUAUUUAUUGUAUCUGUGUGAUUACACUAAUUAUAGCCCUUAAUAAAUUGAGGUGGCAUUGAUUGACACAUCGGGUGUGAAUUUUAUCAAUUGAAAAAUCAAAUUCACAUCUCUUUUAUUUAUAUUUGUGAAAAUUGUUUAUCGUAAUCGCUGUAGACAGAUCAUUGAAUCACCAAUCAGGAGUUCACUUAUCAUAGAAAAAAGUUUCGAUCACCGAGCAAUUUCUCAACUAGGAUAUACGAAAGUGAAGAAUGCUCAUUGCUCAAUCAAUGAUAAAGUUGAACAGUGCGUGAAAUUGUUAUUUUCCUUCGCUAUUACAACGAAGAGUGAAGUCAAUAAACGUAAAACCAAACGAUUCCGUGAUCAUUUAAUUUUUUUGGUGCAUUCAAGAGACAAACUGUCAUCAUAAAAAACGCCAAUCAUAUCAUCAUUUAAAAGUUUGCAACGAUUAUGCACACGCAAAAACGCAUUUCAAAAUCUGAAUUUGCCCAUCAAUUGAGAUUCUGAAUUCAGCAAAUGUUUUGUGCGACGGAUAAUUGUGUUAUUAGUUUUGAUUGAAUAGAAACCAGAGAGGGAGAGAAAGAGAAGUGGAAAAAAAUAGUAUGAAUAAAUUUUUGGUGCGUGCCGUCGAGCAAUUUUCUAUAAAUGCUGCUGAAAUCAAAAUAACCAAAUAAUUUCCUAAUUUGUUGAAUAGAACCAUUUCAAAAGAGAGUAACAAAUAACAAGAAGUUAAUCGACCGAACAACAACAAAAUGUGUUAUGAAUUUCAUUGAAUUAAGAACAUUUAAAGGAAAACUUGAACGCGCAAGACUUAAAAAGGAAAUAGACUUGUGACAAAUUUAUUUGAAUCUCAUGGUGUGAAUUAAAACAACGGGAAAAAGUGUUAUUUGUUUUGAUUUUCAUUCAUUUUUUUUUCUCGGAGAAUCAGUGCAUGAGGUCAGUCAACUGUGUACACAUGUCGGUGAUAGAAAUUUUUUGAAUAUUUCAUGUGCAUACGUCAACUAGGAGCUGCUACAUCAAACUACAUAUAAGUGGGGCCAUUCCUUAAAUCAAACGCGUUUAUAACUAUAUCGAAACGCAUGAUCGAAGAAUAAAACCAAGCGGAACAUUGUAAAAAGCGUUAAAAUUGUAUGAGCCGACUCCGUGCAACGCAUAAUUUGAAUUGGAUACAAAUGAAAAGGCACUCGAAAAAAAGGGAACUUUGAAGGAAAUAAUUAAUCGAGUUUUUUUUUCGCCAAACAACACUACCGUAUUUUAUUAAGGCCCGCAAAUUGAGUGUGCCUGCAAACGAAGAAGAGUGAUGUGUACAUCGUUGAAUAUAGAGCGCUUUUAACACAUUUGAUAUUGUACCCACCACGUGUAAAUGCUCUCGAUAUCCUGCCGCUUGAAUGGUAUCUCACAGCAGGUAGUCUAUAGUUCUCACCCAAAUUGAAUUGAAGAACGAAGAAGAUAUCAAGAAAAGUAAAGAGAAUAGAAAAACUAACACAGGAAAACGCCAGCAAAGGAAUAAAUAGCGAAACAACGACGACGACGGUGAGUGGUGAAGCAAAGAGACUGAACAAAAGGAAAGAAAACCCCGAAACGAAGAGAUUGAGGACACCGAAAAAGCGGCAGCAAAAACAGCAUCCAAAGAAGAGGAAUAGUUUACAAAUUAUCGUCAGUUGUUAUUAAACACAGCAUAUUAUAAAGAAGGAGAAAAAAGGUGUCAGAAACGACGACUUCAAACAAGGUUUCGGGUUCACGGUGCGACUAAAUUUGUAUUCGAAUACACACGCUUUAUUUUUGUAUUUGUAAUCAUUUUGGCGCUAAACCGAACUCAAAAGUGAAUUUCGGCAUUUUGUGUGCAUCAAUUUAUUAAACGGUGUAAUUUUUGAUUUGAUUAUUUGGUGGUUGUGAGCGAGAGCGCACGUCAAAUUCAGAGCCGGCCCGUCAAACAUACACACACACACCCACACACAAACACCCGCGAUCAGCUUGAUUUGUUCGUUACGAAAACGGAUCAGUGUAAUUGAUUGAUUUGUUCUGCGUGGCGUUUUCUAGAACAGCCUAACCAUACAUUUAGAUAAAGUGGCAACGAUCAGCGGCAACACGCUCAACUUCACAGAUUUGGGAAGCCCUUACGAGGGCAACCCAGGAACACCACAUUCCGGCAUCAUGGAUACGCCGGACGUGCCGCAUACACCAAAAUAUUUGGAUGGCGGAACUGUUGCAACAGCCGCCUCAAAUAAAUCCGCAUUCGUCGAACUGCAACAGCACGGAUAUGGCGGUAUCCGCGGCAGCUAUCAACAUUUUGGCAGCCAAGGUGGACAAGAUUCGGGUUUUCCAAGUCCUAGAAGUGCGCUCGGCUAUCCAUUUCCGCCGAUGCAUCAAAAUUCAUAUUCAGGUUAUCACUUAGGGAGCUAUGCGCCACCAUGUUCAAGCCCACCAAAAGACGACAAAUGCGAGGAUACAGGAUUACGGGUAAAUGGAAAAGGCAAAAAAAUGCGCAAACCACGAACCAUAUACAGUUCAUUACAAUUACAACAAUUAAAUCGACGGUUUCAACGAACGCAGUACCUAGCAUUACCAGAACGUGCUGAAUUGGCGGCGAGUUUGGGAUUAACACAAACACAAGUGAAAAUUUGGUUUCAAAAUCGGCGAUCGAAAUACAAGAAAAUGAUGAAAGCCGCACAAGGGCCAGGAGUCGGUGGCGGCAGCAGCGCCGGUGGAAUGCCGUUAGGAACACCAAAUCCAGGUUCUCACAGUCCAAAUCAUCAAACAAUGCAUCCAGGCGCACCUGGUUCAAGUAGUGGUUCACCUUCUCAUUUUCUACCUCCAGGUCAGAGUCCAACACCAUCGAGCACUCCAGUAUCCGAAUUAUCGCCAGGAUUAAGUCCACAAACUCAAGCACCUUGGGAUCAGAAACCACCACAUUGGUCUGACCACAAGCCUCCACAAAUGCAGACGCAUCAACCGCCUCCGCAAUCGCAUCCACCCCCUCAGAUGGGCGGCUACAUGCCACAGUAUUGGUAUCCUGAAACGAAUCCAUCACUAUUAACAGUAUGGCCAGCAGUUUAACAUGAAUAAAAUAACAAAUUAACCUAAAACUUCGUUUUUUUUAAAGAAAUCUGAACACGAUUCAAAAGUAAAAAAGAGAGUAAACAUUCAACAACAACAACAAAUCAUAAUAAUAAUAAUAAUAAUGAUAAUAAAUUAGAAAUUGGUUGGUGCAAAAGAGUGAUGAAUGUUAAUAAUUAGCCAAGUAAACCUGGUGUGUUUAAGUGAAUCUACGAUAUCGUAAUACAAAAUGAAAGCAGAAUAAUACAACACAGAAGAACGAACAAACGCUGAUCCCAUAGAUUUUAGGAUCAAAAAUAAAAUUGUAUUAAUGUAUAUCACACAUCUCAGCCAUCAAAAGGAAAAAAAAUGAUAAUCAAAUGAAUGAAACUGAAUUGAUUGAGAGUAUGAGAGAGAAAAAGGGAAAACUGGAUUUUGUUUUGAACUAAAUUGGACAUUCGCUACCAGAAUUGAACGAAAGAGCCAGAGAUCAAGAUUGAUACAUAAUGCCACACACGCAAGUAUACAUAAUGCAGUGAAUUAUUUAUUUAGCUAAAGGGAAAACACAAUUUUUUCAUAUAUGCAUGUAUGAAAUUCGAAUUAGACAUCAUUGGCCAUUAGAAACGUAUACAUUUUAAAGGAAAAUCACUUUCUUUAAAUUAAUCCUAAUUUUUAAAUCUUUAUAAUAACAACAACAAAAAUGAAGAAAACAAAAUUAUGUUUGGUUCAAUGAAAAAAAAAAUUUCGAGUCGGAGAUGGAAAAUCGUGCGAAUUUCAUUCUCUUUUAUUUUACCAAAUCAGUUUUUUUUCCAAAAAACACAUACGUACACACAACAAAAUGGCAUACAUAUAAAAUAGUUGGAAUUUCCAAUGAAUCUAAAACGUUAGAGAAAAUUCAAAACAAAAACACACUACAAACUAUACGAUCUCAAUCUGUUAUUGUUUUAUGUUCUCGAAGGGAAUGAAAGAUGAAAAUUCAUGUAUACACAUUCGAAAAAUCAAAUGAAUUUAAAUCCAUAUGGUGUAUGUAAGAUGGAAAACAAAGUUCAUACAUUGUAGUUUCUAACGGCUAUUAUUUUAUUCAGUUUUUUGUUCGUCUUUUUCAUGGGUUUAGGACAAUUUGACAGCAAUUUUUUUUCAUCUACAUUUUGGUUUGUUUCAAAAAUGAAAAAAAAUAAGAAGAAAAAAUAAUAAUAACAUCAAGAAUUCGUAAUAAAACAGAUUAUCUAUAAAUAAAGUACAUCUAAUUAAAACAAAAGAAAG